This is a messenger RNA of Macrosiphum euphorbiae (potato aphid), 558 nucleotides long. The record is from the annotation of a GenBank genome assembly. Lineage: Eukaryota; Metazoa; Arthropoda; Insecta; Hemiptera; Aphididae.
AUGGGUAACCCCUUGGGGUCACACUCAGGGAUACAUAAGAUGGGUUGUGUAUAUUUUUCAGUUCCUGUCUUACUUCCUGAAUAUUUAUCAUCAUUAGAGAAUAUUUUUGUAGCAUAUUUAUUUCAUUCAGAUGAUAGAGGAACUCAUAAAAUAAAUAAUUAUAAAAUGUAUAGAGCUCUUAUUGAUGAAUCAAUUGAUUUACAGACAAAUGGAAUUUCAAUUUGUGUAAAUUCUGAAAUCCAUCAUAUUUAUUUUGCUCUAGGUUUAGUCCUAGGCGAAAACUUAGGGCUUAAUUCCAUUUUAGGGUUUGUUGAAAGCUUUUCUUCAAAUUUCUAUUGCCGCAUUUGUCGAUCUCCUAAAUCUGAACUCCAAAAUAUGAUAAAUGAAUGCCCCGAAACGCUUAGAAAUGAAAUAAACUACGCUACUGAUAUUAAUACUAAUAAUUAUUCAUUAACAGGGUUAAAAGAACUAUGUAUUUUUAACGAGGUACCCAGCUAUCAUGUUACAAACAAUUCAGUAUGUGACUUCAUGCAUGAUUUAACAGAAGGAGUUGCCUGA